AUGAAUUAUAAACAUUGUCCAUCUGAUGAGGAUUGGGAAAGAGGGGAAAGCAUAUGUGAAUUAUUAGAACCAUUUUAUGAAAUCACAAAAUUGAUAUCAGGAUCUUCAUAUCCAACUGCAAACUUGUAUUUUAUGCAAGUGUGGAAAGUUGAGUGCAUCUUAGAAGAAAACCAAGAUCAAGCUGAUGAUGUUAUAAGGGAGAUGGCUACAGAUAUGAAAACAAAAUUUGACAAAUAUGGGAAAGAAUAUAGUGUAGUACUAGCCUUUGUAGUUAUUCUUGAUCCACGCUUGAAGGUUCCCUUUUUGAAGUAUUGUUACACUACUCUUGAUGCUUUAACCUGCAAUGUUAAGCUUAAGAAUGUGGAGGACAAAUUUAGAGUGCUUUAUCAAGAAUAUGUGAACAUUUUCAAUCAUCAAAGUGUUGUCCUCUCUCAAUCAUCCCAAGAUUCCAACUCAUUGUCUAAGUCAUCUAGAGAGGGAAGCAAGACUAAGAAAUGUAAAAUCAUAAGUGGUUUUAAAAAUUUUCAGAAUCAACCUAUAUCUGACACUGGGAAGAGUGAGUUAGAUGCAUAUCUUGAAGAAAAGUCAAUUGAAGUUGAUGAAGAACACUAUGAAGAUUUUGAGGUACUUCUUUAUUGGAAGAUUAAUGAGAAAAAGUAUCCUGUACUCUCCUUAAUGGCACGAGAUGUGCUAAGUAUUCCUAUCACCACAGUAGCAUCAGAGUCUUCCUUUAGUAUUGGUGGACGUGUUCUCACCAAAUAUAGAAGUUCUACUCUUCCUGAUCACAUUCAAAUGUUGAUUUGCACUCGAAACUGGUUACAUGGAUUUUCUGAAAAUCUGAAUGAUGAGGAUGGAUACAAUGCUUCUAUUUGUGAGGAUGAAUCAAAUGCUAUUAUCAUCAACUCAUGA
Molecule: messenger RNA, 909 nt
Organism: Cicer arietinum (chickpea)
Lineage: Eukaryota; Viridiplantae; Streptophyta; Magnoliopsida; Fabales; Fabaceae
Product: zinc finger BED domain-containing protein RICESLEEPER 1-like
Molecular function (GO): protein dimerization activity; DNA binding
Source: RefSeq, a predicted model, not a curated record